Plasmodium relictum is the source of this 8091-nucleotide messenger RNA. RefSeq names its product reticulocyte binding protein, putative. Gene Ontology annotation, molecular function: guanyl-nucleotide exchange factor activity. The record is from RefSeq and is a predicted model, not a curated record. The transcript is spliced from 2 exons. Bases 1 to 8091 code for a protein of 2696 amino acids. Lineage: Eukaryota; Apicomplexa; Aconoidasida; Haemosporida; Plasmodiidae.
AUGGAGAAAAAAAAUCUAAGGGAAAUAUGCUUGAAAAUUUUAUGUAUUAAUUAUUUAUGUCAAUAUACUUUUAAAUUUUUAUUAUAUAUAUGUAAUUUUAUAGGUUUAAGUAAUGAAAAAAUAAUUAGAAAAAAGCAAAAUAAAUUGAAUAUAGAUUUAAAAGAUUCAUCUAUUAACUAUAAUUUAGAAAAAAAAAAUAGAGAAAAAUUAAAUUUUCAUGAAAUUUCUGAAAAUAUCAAGUACUUAAGUGAAAAUAGACAUGAGAAAAAUAAAAAUUCAAUAAUCAAAGGUAAAGCAUUAUUAAAUUCACCUAAAAAUAUAAAAUCACUGGAUAUACAAAAUUAUAUUACUAAGCAAAAUUCAUCUUACUAUGUGAAUAUAAACAAAAAUAAUCCACGUCAUGUUAAAGCAUACAAUAUUCAGAAAGAAAAAAAAAAAAAAAUGGGCAGUGAAAUAAGUUCUUUCAUUCAAAAUGAGGACUUAAAUUAUCAUGUAAAAGCAACUGAAAAAAUUAAUACAUACGAACAGUUGGUAAAAAAAAUUUAUACUAACCUAAAAAUUUAUAAUGAAUAUAAUGAAUCUAUUUUAAAUUACAAAGAAGGAUUGGUUAUGUACCAUUAUGUAGAUGGAUUACUUAGAAAGUUAGAACAUGAUAUAGAAACGAAUUUAGACUCUUUUCAAAAGAAUAUUGAAGAGAUAAAUAAUCAAAAAAUUGCUUUAGAUAAUAAAAAAUCAACUUUGGAUUCUACUAAAUAUAUAGAAUAUUACAAUAAUACAUACGUAAAGCAGGUAGAUGCAUAUAAAAAUAAUGCAAGAAACAUGGCUGAAAAUUUUCAACAAGAAAGCAAAAAAUUAUUUGAUAGAAUUAAAUUUAAGAUAAAAGAAAAUGCAUUUGAAGUAUAUCCAACAAAUUGUAUGGAAUAUAUUAAGAAACAAAAUGUAGAUCUUAUUAGUUAUAAUACAAACAAUACUUUUUUAAAUUCUAUAAAAGAUUUUUUCGAAUAUGAAGAUUCACUAAUAUUUUAUAUGGAGCAAGAUAAAAUAGAAGAAAAUGAUAUUCUGAUAUCGUUUUAUGAUAUUUUAGAAGAAAUUGGAAAUCAUAGAGAUAAUUUUUCUGUAGCCAAAAAUUUUUUAUCUGGUCGGAUUGAAUACUUAAAAAACAAUAGUUCACAUAGGGGGAAUAAUCAAAGAGAACCUACUAUUGGUGGUGAAGAUGAAAUAAAAAAUAUAACACCUAAUAUAAUAGCCAGAUGUGAAGCUUUUGUUGCUUUGAAUAAGAUGGAAGAAGAAAAGCUAUUAAUUGAAAAAAAAAUAAAAAAUUAUGAAGAUAUUUUAAAAAGUACUGAAGAAAAAUGGUUAAAAAAACUAGAUUCACCUGAUUAUCUAGUCAUUCAAUUAGAAAGACAUAGAAUUGUUUCAGAUUCGCAAUCAAUAAUAGAUUCUGUAAGUAUCAUAAUUUCUGAGAAUGAAGCAAUUAUAAGAGACUUAUCAAGUAAUUACAAUAUUUCGACAUUUUCUACUAAUAAAAAUCAACUAAUUCAAGAAUUCGAAAAAAUGAAUUCAAAUUACAAUAGCAUGCAAAAUGAGUUUCGAUCUAUGAAAGAAAAAAAUGGAAGUAUUACACCUAAAGAAAAUUUGGUUCAAAUAACAAAAAAUGAAUCAAGAUUCCCCAAUGAAAAAGACUUAGAAAAAGUUAGAAUUUUUUUUCAAAGAAUUAAAGAUGCGGAAAAUGAAAUAAAAUUAAUAAGGGACAUUUUUGAUAGGUUAAAGCUUAACCAAGCUGAAUUAAAUAGAUUAAAGGAUGAAUUUUAUAAAUUAAAAGGAAUUGUUACACAAAGAUAUGAUGAACUAAGAGAUUUAAAGCGACAAGAAGAAUCUAAAAAAAUAGCUAUGGAAAAUGUAAAAAAAAAAAUAAUGGAAAUAAAUUCAAAAAUAAAUGAUUUAAGCAAAAUUAAUGCUUCUAAUGGAAAUGAGAACGAAGAUCUUGGAACAGUUGAGAAUUUAAUUAAUGAAGCGUUAUGUGAUAUGAGUAUUUUUAUAAAAAGAAAAAAUGAAAUAAAAGAACAAAUUAAAACUCAAUUUGAUUCUUUGAAUGAUAUUAAAAAUUCUAAUUUAUUGAAAAAAAUAUCACUAUUUAUUAAAAAUAAUGAAAAUUACAAAUCACAGGGAUUAACCAAACUUAAUACUAUAUUGAGUGAAGCCAAUCAAUUAUCUAACGAAAUAGAUAGUAUUAUAAAAAAUGCUAGAAAACAGAGUGAUGAUAUAGAGAAUACAAUAAAUAAUGUUGCGAAACUUAAAAGUGAUGUUGAAUUGAAAUUAAUUGACGAUUUGUAUAAUAAAAUUAAAACCUUAUUUGAACAAUUUAAUAGCUCUUCAAGUAUAUUAGCUUCUAAAAUAAGUGAAUACGAAAAAAAAAAAGAAAGAUUUAAAAUUUAUGAAGGUGAUAUGACUAAUAGAAAAAAUGAAUUUUUGAGUAAAUAUAUAGAGGAAGAUAACGAUAAACUUGCAGGAAGAAACACUUUCAAUGAAUCUCUGAAUCUUCAAAGAGAACUUGUCAAUGACAAAAAUGAGAUAAAUGAACAAUUAAACACAGAAAAUAGUAUUAUAGAUAAUCUUCAAAAUCAUUUAAAAAUGUACAGUAAUGUAUCAUCAUUUUUUGAAAAGUUUAAGGAAAAUCAAAAAGUUAAGGAUUUUAUAAAGUUAAAACAAAUCAUUGAUCAAAAUUAUAUAGGUGACGUAUCAAUGGAACAUCAAAAAAGAUUUAAAAUGGAAACGGAUUCAAUAAAUGAAAGUGUAAAAGUUAUUGAAAUUUCAAAUAAAAAUAUAGUAACAUUUAAAAUAUUAAACUUUGUUAUAAAUGAAUCUAAUAAAAAUAAAAAUAUGAUUGAUGAUUUAGAAAUAAAAAUGAAUGUAUUAAAAGAAAAAUUAGAAGCAUAUAUUAAUGAAAUUAGUGGAGAUAACUCAUUAGAACAAAAUGUAAAAGAAGACACCAUAAGAAAAUUAUAUGAGGAACAAAAUAAAAUAAAAAUUGUAGAUCAAAUUAAAGGUUUAAAGAAAGAAUCAGAAGAUCUACUGAAAUCAUCAGAAGAUUUGAAAAUAGUUGUUGAUAGCGUUAAAAUAAUAGAUGAAGCACAAUCACAUUUAGAAAAGGUAUCACAUAAAAGACUUGAAUCAACAGGUAUUACACAAAAAAUAAAUGAUUUAAGAUCAAAAUAUGUAGAAUUAGAUGGAAAUGUUGAUAAUAUAAUUAGAAUUCAUAAUGCUAGUAUUGUAAAAUUAUAUUAUGAUCAUAUAAACGAAUUAUAUCAGCAUAUCACAAAUGAAGCAAGCAGAAAUUUGGGAACUUUAGAGGAAACGAAACAAAAAUUAGAAAACGUUAAUUUUGAAAGUGAUAAAGAAAAAAUUAAAAAUGAAAUUAAUAAAAAAAAAAUAAAUGAAAUAGAGCAAAAAAUUAUUAAAAACAGGAAUAAAAUUAACUCAUACGAACAAAGCUUAAUAAAUAAUAAAGUAAAAUCUAGAGAACAUAUAAAUGAAGCUAACCAAAUCAAAGAAAACAAUAAAAAUUUAGAUCAUCAGAAAUCCAAUAUGAAGGAUAUAUAUGAAAAAAUAAAAAAUAUAUUAGAAAAACUUGAUGUUUCUAAAAGAGAACUUCAUAUUUCAGUAGAUGAAAUAAAAAUAUUUAUAUUAGAAUAUGAUAGAGAGUUAGUUUUUGAUUUUGUACAACAAAUUAAUGAUGAAAAAAAAGAAGCUGAAAAAGAAAUUGAAGCUAUUGAACAAUUUAAGAGAAAAAUUGAACAAUUAAAAACAAAUUUAGAAAUUACAGAAACUGAAUUGGAAAAUUUCAACUAUGAUGACCAUGCUAAUAAUGCAAAAAUAAAUAAUAACAAUAUAAUAGAAUUAACACAACAAGCUAAUAUAUUAAAAGAAGAGGCAUUUACUUCUGAAAGAGAAAAUUCACUUGAAAGAAUAAAAAAAGAUGUUGAAAAAUAUAUAAAAGAUGCUGUAAUAUAUAGAAGUAUCAUAAAAAAUAAAUUAAAUGAAAUUGCAAACAUAGAAAACUUGUUGGCAUCUCAAAAAUUUAAAAGUAUUAUAAGUGAAAUUAGAGACAAUAUGAACAAAGCUAGAAUAGAAAAUGAGAAAGCAAAAAAUGAGUUAGAAAAAUUAAAUAGUACAAUGAUUGGAAUAAUAAAUUAUUAUAAAAAUGCACAAGAAUUAAAGGAUUCAAUCAAAAUAAGUUUAGAUGAAAAUAAUAUUGAUAAUAAAAUAGAAGAAAUUAAAAAUUAUAAAAGUAGUAUUUUAAGUACUAUAAAAAGUAUAGAUGGAAUUAUAACAGACUUUGCAAAAUUCAAAGGAACCUCUUCGGUACAUCACAACAAAAUAGUAAGAGGAAAUGAUAAAAUAAAUUAUUUAAAAAAUCAUAAAAAAGAUUUAGACAAUGAAAUAACGGAAGAAAUAAUAGAAGAAAUACGAGAUUAUGUAAAAGACUCUGGAUAUUAUCUAGAUGAAGCAACUAAAAAUGAACAAAAAGUUAAUGAAAGCUAUAAAUCAAUUUUAGAAUACGAAGAACAUAUGAAUAUCCUUUUACAUGAAUCAUUGAUUUUAGCAGAAAGAAUGAAAACUGAAAAAAAGAAAAAUAUUGUAAUAGGUGUAAGAAAUGAUAUCCAGAGUGUUUAUUCUAAAAUUAAAGAAUCAAUAGAAAAAAUGAAGCAAAAAUUAAAAGGGUUAAAAGAACAAACUAAUAGAGUAAAAGCAAAAAAUGAUGAUAAUAAUGAAAAAUCUUCCAAUGCAUUACUUGAAAUAGAAACUUUAAGAACGUAUGUGAAUAUUAAUAUAUCUGAAAUAGAGGAAAUAGAAAAAGACAUAGAAAAUAUUCAUUUCACAGUUGAAAAUGGAGUAGAUUCAAUUUCAACUAGGGAUAAUGAAGAUGAUAAAACUCCAUCAAAUAUAUUAAAAAAAGAACAAAAUCAUUUAAAACAAAUUUCAAAUAUUUUAGAAAAAGUUGAAAGCGCUAAAGUUCUUUUGGAUAAUGAAGAAAAAAAGGUAAAACAAUUAGAAAUUAAGAUUAAUAUCACUGAAGAUAAAUUAGAAAAGUAUGAAAAAGUUUAUCAUGAAGGAGUUAUUGAAGAAAUAAAAAAAAUAGCUGAUCAGGAAAUGGAAAAUAUGGAAUCAAUGAAGAAUUCAAUAAACUCAAUGAUUGACAUUUCAGUUAUUUUUUAUAAAAAAUAUUCAUUAGAUAAAAAUGAUGUUACACAAAUAUUUGAAAAUCCCAAGAGAAGGAUUAAUGACAUAUAUAAUAAAUUCAAUGAAACAUAUAAAAAAAUAGUUCAUAUUUCAAAAGAAGUUUUAGAAUCUUCUAUGGUCAAAGAAGUAGCAAUAGAAAAAAAAAAAAUGGCCAAAAUCCUAAAAGAAAAAUUAAUAAAGCAAAAAGAGGAAAUGAUCCAAUUAUUAUCUAUUGUUAGCAACAUUAAAAAAGAUGAAACAUUAAAAUUAAUAUCUAAGAUGAAAGAACAAUUAUAUGAUUUAUAUAAAAUUGCUGAAGAAGAACAUUUAAAGGUAAAAUUAUAUAUAGCAAAUAUUAAUAAAAACUCUGAAGAUAUUAAAAAUUUAGAUGAUGCAGCUACUGCUUUGAAAAAAUUAGAUCAAGCAAAAAAUCAGGAUUCUGAAAUAAAUAAAAUUAAAACAAAAUUCUCCUCUUAUAAAAAUGAAUCAGAUUUAAUUUAUAGCAAUAUUGCUGAAGCAGGAAAAUUUAUAGAUAUUAUCGAAGGAUCAGAAAAUUACGAAAUUAUAAAUGAAGCACAAAAUAUUGUUAACAUAAUAAAAGAAAAAUCUGAUGACAUAGAUAGUAAAGAAAAUGAGGGUAAAAAUAUUAUUGUCGAAUCUCAUAGUAUUAUAGAGCAAAUAAAAUCUAGAUUUAAGUUAAAAAAAUAUAUUAGUGGAUUAAAAAUUAAGGCAAAUAAUACUUUAAACAUAUUAAAAGGCAUAAUUGAGAAAUCUCAAAAAAUUAAAGAGCUAAAUAUUACUUAUGAAGAAGAUAAUGAAAUUCUUAAAAAAAAUGAAAGAUACAAAAAAUUGAUAGAUUCCAUAAAUUCAUACCAACAUCAAUUGAGUACAAUAGAAAAUGAAUUACAAUUAGACAUAAAUGAAAUUGAUUCUAAUGAGUUUAAAAAUUCUCUAGAUGAACUAGAAGAGAAUAUUAAUAACUCAAAAGAAAAUGAAAAUACAAGUAGAAUACUUGAAGAAGUAAAAAAUGAUAUCAGUAAAAUUAUGAAUAAAAUAAACAAUAAAUAUAGAAACGCUUUAAAAAAAAAAUCUUCGGUUGAUGAAUUAUUGGAAUUAGGAAAAAAUGAUAGAUUUUUAUUAUUAGAUUUAAUUUUUACUAAUAUUGACUUUGAAAUAUCAAAAGAUAAAUCAUUAAUUCAAAAAAAAAAGAAAUACAUUGAAUCAACUACAGAAUACAUAAAGAAUAAUGUUGUUUCUAUGAAUAAUAAUAUUAACACUUUAAAUAAAUAUCAUAUCGGAAAUCCUUUGAUUAAUCAUAAAAAAAUACAUAUUGAAAAUGCUGUUAAAUAUUCAAAUGAUUCUAAAAUACAAGAGCAAGAAGCUAUACAAGUCAUCAAUAAUAUACGAGAUACACUUCCGACAUUAAAUGAAAGAGAAUAUACAGUUAAUGUUAAUGAAUCUUUUCAGACAUUAACAGAUCUUUAUAAAAAAUUGCAAAAAAAAAAAAAGGACAUAAGUGAAAUUUAUAAAAGUAUGAAUUAUAAUAAACUUGAAGAGAUGGAAGAACAUUCUAAAAAAUACUUUGAUAUAGCAAAAUUUUUUGAAGGAUUGUCAAAUUCUCAAGAAAAUAAAUUAAUAAAUAACAAAGAGAUGUUAAAAGAAGUUAGAGAUUAUAUAAAAGAAAAAGAGCAAGAGUUACAAAACAUUACAUCUACAUAUACAAAGGAAUCUUCAGAAAAAAUAAGUGAAAUAUUCAAAAAUAUUUCAUUGAAAUUACCUAAAAUAAAAGAAUUAGAAGAUGUCAGUAGUAAUGAAAAUAAAAAAAUGAUAAAAUAUCUAGAGCAUAUCUCUAAUUUAAUAGAAGGAGUGCAAAAAUUAUUGAAUGAUACAGAAUAUUACCAAUAUGAGGAUAAUGAUUUAUCUGAGGAAGAAAAUAAAAAAAUUACAGAUGAAUCAGAUGCCUACAUUAAAAGAAUUAGUGAAAAAGCAAAUGAAUCAAAAUUAAUUUUUCAGAACAUAAAGAAUAACAUAGAAACAAAUAAAAAAAUUUUAUUAGACUUUAACAGGUCACUUCUUGCUGUUAAUGGCAAUAUUCAGAAUGUAAAUAAAAUAAAAGAGAAUUUUGAAAAAAUAUUACCUUCAAACGAAAAAGAAAACAAUAUUAAAAAAUAUUUAAAUGAGAUUCAAGGAAUAAUUAAUGAAAAUGAAGGAUAUGGUAAAAUUAAAGAAGAAAUAGAAAAAAUAAAUAAAAAAAUUGAAAAAAGAGAAAAAAGAAUUAAUAAUUAUAUGGAUCCUAACGAAAUAAAUAAUGAAAUUAAUGAUAUUGAAAAGGAUUAUAAUUAUUUAGAAAAAGAGCAAACAAAUAUUAAACAUAUGUUAAAAAUUAUAAAUACAAUAAAAGAAAAAAUGGAUAUAGAAUUUAGUAACAUCUUAAAAGAUGAUAAUAUAGUAGAGAAUAAAAAUGAUGAGAAAUAUAUUCAAGAAGAAGAAAAAAUAUAUAAAGAAUUAAUAUAUAAAAGCUAUAAAAUAAAAGACUUAAUAGAACAACUGAAAAACCAAAAAAUUAUGUUAAUAAAUAGAAAGGAUAUUAAAAAUUUUCAAUAUGUUAAGAAGAAUCAUGAAUCCAAUAAACAAAAGAACUUUAAUACUAAUAAAGUUAAAUUCGCAGGAGGUGCAUUUUGUAUCUUAUUAGUUUGUUCUGGUGCAUUAUACUUUGUUUUUUAUAAAAAAAAGAAUACAAAGGAUAAUGAAAAUGGUGAAAGUGAUGAAAAUGAUGAAACAUAUAUAGAUUAUGAAUGUGACAAUGAUAUGAUUAGUUUUCAUAAAGGUAAUGACGUUAUUGCUAAAACUUUUCCUGAAGAGCAAUUUUAA